GGGGAGGAAGUAGGAAGAAGAGAGAAAUUAAGUGAUUCUCCGGAGUCAUGCUGAAGAAGCCUGUCUUAAAGAGAAGAACAGGUGGUUACGGCGUUGCUGUGGUUGGUAUGAUGCUCCUCUGACAUUGGCCGCACCUUGCCGCCGUGGAUACAGUACUGAAGACCAAGAACAUGAAGACACGAAGAAGAGGAAGGAGAGAAGUGAGUCAGAACAACCCUUGGUUGGUUGCUGAGCUUCUGAAGGUCAGCUGAGUCAUUCGUCCUGCGUCUCGAGUCCCUGGAGGAGGCCUCCUCAUGGAAGCACAUGCACGCUGCUGAGUGGACUGGUGCUUCUACUGCUUGAAAGUGUGUGUCCGUCCCUCCUCCCUGGCCCCCGGGCAGCCCACGCUGUCUCCCCCCGGCUCUCCUCUCCAGGCUUGCUUAUCAGCCCAUCAUCAGCCAGCCCAGCCUGGAGCCUCAAACACAGCCCUAGCGCCACCACACAACCUGCCCUCAGGUUCACUCAGCCUAGCCCCAGUAACCCACAGACCUACACUUCAGAUCAAGACCCUGGCCCCAGCCCAGCCCAAUCCAGUCCAGCCCAGGCUGCUGACCAGCCACAGAGCGAGGCCUAGAGCCUGCUUUGCCAAGCAGCAGUCCCUCAGGCAUGUCCGGCACCAGCCCCUUCUUGGCACAGGUCUGUGGACAGGCUCAGAAGCAGUGGGCAUAACGUGGGAGCCUGCUGGGGGACUCUGAGCUGUGAGAAAACUGAACAGGAAGUCUCUCCCUGGAUGGUGAUGAAAACUUCAGUGAGGUUCAGCGUUUUCUCCCCAGAGACUGAGAGUGAGGACAGCCUGACGCUAUGCAUCGGUGAGCCAUGCGGAGGGCACCUGGAUGCCAGUGACGCUGGCUACAUCACCAGCCCGGGGUACCCUCUGGAGUAUCCACCCCACCAGAACUGUCGCUGGAUCAUCACGGCUCCAGAGCCCUCCCAGCGCAUUGUCCUCAACUUCAACCCCCACUUUGAGCUGGAGAAGCUGGAGUGCAGGUAUGACUUCAUCGAGAUCCGUGAUGGCAACUCGGAGAACGCAGACCUGCUGCUGAAACACUGCAACAACAUCGCUCCUGCUCCCAUCAUCUCCUCCGGCCCGGUCCUCUACAUCAAGUUUGUUUCGGACUACGCCCACCAGCUGGCUGGCUUCUCUCUGCGCUACGAGAUCUACAAGACAGGGUCCGACUGCUCUCGUAACUUCACCAGUCCCUCGGGCAUCAUCGAGUCCCCCGGCUUCCCUGACAAGUACCCCCACAACCUGGAGUGCUCCUUCAUCAUCAUCGUGCCCCCCAGCAUGGACGUCACCCUCACCUUCCUGACCUUCGACCUGGAGAACGACCCCCUGCCUGGAGGAGAGGGAGACUGCAAAUAUGAUUGGCUGGAAGUGUGGGAUGGCUUGCCUCAAGUGGGCCCUCUGAUUGGCCGAUACUGUGGCACCAAGAUCCCUCCGGAGAUCCAGUCGUCUACAGGGAUCCUGUCUCUGUCCUUCCACACAGACAUGGCCGUGGCCAAGGACGGCUUCUCCGCCAGAUACAACAUGACACACAAGGAAGUCACUGACACGUUCCACUGCAGUAACGCGUUCGGGAUGGAGAAGGGGAAGAUCUCAGACGACCAGAUCUCCGCCUCGUCCUCCUUCUACGACAACCGCUGGUUGCCACGGCAAGCACGCCUCAACUACGACGACAACGCCUGGACCCCCACUGACGACAGCAACAAGGAGUUCAUCCAGAUGUUCCACGCCAACACCGACCCGACGGAGGUGGUUCUGAACCGCAUCCCCCAGCCCGUCCUCGCCCGCUUCGUACGCAUCCGGCCCCAGACCUGGGAGAACGGCAUCGCCCUGCGCUUCGAGCUCUACGGCUGCCAGAUCACCGAUGCCCCUUGUUCGGAGCUCCAGGGCAUGAUGUCAGGACUUCUGCCCGACUCCCAGAUCUCUGCCUCCUCCAUGAGGGACAUCCAUGGCUCCAUGGGCGCGGCGCGGCUGGUGGCCAGCAGGUCAGGCUGGUUCCCCAGCCCCACGCAGCCCCUGGCUGGGGAGGAGUGGCUGCAGGUGGACCUGGCUGUACCCAGGACGGUGAGUGGCAUCAUCACCCAGGGGGCGCGCAGCGUGGAGGGCAGUACCAGCGCUGAGAACAGGGCCUUCGUCAGGAAGUACAAACUGGCGCACAGCCUGACAGGCAAGGACUGGACCUUCAUCCAGGACAUCAAGACUGGCCAUGCCAAGAUUUUCGAGGGAAACAUUCACUAUGACACGCCCGAGGUGCGGCGGUUCGAGGAGCUGGUGGCCCAGUUCGUGCGGGUCUACCCAGAGAGGUGGUCCCCCGCUGGGAUCGGCAUGAGGAUGGAGGUGCUGGGGUGCGACCUGCCAGAAUCCACGACUGUACCUGACACGGCCACGCCCACCUUGCCCAGAAUAGAGGACACCACUGCUGCCCUCAGACCAGUGACCAGUCCGUCCUUCCAGGGUGGUCUGUGUGACUUUGAGCAGAGUCUGUGUGGCUGGACCACUGACCCCAGGUCUGACCUCAGCUGGUCUGUUCACACGGCCAACAGCUCUCCUGGACCUGGCACCAGCCUGGACCUGGCUCUGGCAUCUGACGACGUUGGCAACUUCCUGCGCAUGGACGCGAGCGGCCGUCUGGAGAGGCAGCGAGCCCGGCUGGUGAGCCCAGAGGUGGGGCCUGAACAAGGGCAUCUGUGCCUGCUGUUCUCCUACCAGCUGCAGGGGGAGGCCCAGGGCAGCCUGAGGGUGCUGCUGCAGGACAGUGACCAGGAGGAGACCCUGCUCUGGGCCCUCCGGGGAGACCAGGGCUCCCUCUGGAAAGAGGGCCGCACCAUCCUGCCUCAGUCCCCCAAAGAGUAUCAGGUUGUCAUCGAGGGCUUCUUUGAGCAUGGAGGCAGGGGACACAUCUCCGUAGACAACAUCCACAUGAGCUCCACCACUGAGCUGGAACAGUGCACACAACCCUUCGCUGCCUUCCCUCCUGACAUGACCGCAGGGGGGGCCCUACCUGCCGGCAGUGAGCCCACCGUAGACACAGUGUCAGUGCAGCCCAUCCCUACCUUCUGGUAUUACGUAAUGGCCGGCGCGGGCGCCCUCUUGCUCCUGGCGUCUGCCACGCUGAUCAUGGUGCUGUGUUGCUACCGCUACCGCCUGGCAGCCAAGAAGACCCAACACACCGUGUCCUACCAGAGCCACCCCAACCACCUCCACUACCACAGCAGUGGACUGGCUGGCCCAGGCCUCGAACCCAUGCUCUCCAUCAGGAUGGAGAAGGAUGAGCACCCCUGCUCCCAGGAUCAGAGACCUGUGGACUUUGGGAAAGAUCCGUUCAACGAGGGAAAAGAGCGUGUAAACGGAGGUUUCUCCUUCCCGGAGUGGAGCACGCCCAACCCCUCCCUGGACCCCCCCGUGACGCGGGUGUCAGAGAAGGACAACUCGUGGCUGUACACGCUGGACCCCAUCCUGGUCACCAUCAUCGUCAUGAGCUCGCUGGGCGUGUUGCUAGGCGCCGUGUGCGCCGGCCUGCUGCUCUACUGCACGUGCUCCUACAGCGGCCUGUCGUCACGCAGCUCCACCACGCUGGAGAACUACAACUUUGAGCUGUACGACGGCAUCAAGCACAAGGUCAAGAUCAAUCAGCAGCGGUGCUGCUCCGAGGCCUGAGGGGCUGAAAACACACACUCACACACACACACCACCCACACAUUCGACCGACCACCACCUCGGAACCCUCUGGGUCACCCGCCAAACGCCAACCGGCCCGUUGACCCUCCGGGGUUUUCUCAUUGCCCUCUAACCCCACCCCCUACACCACCUGCCCGCGCCCCCCUGCACCCCGCCUGCCCCCUGCCUCCGUCCCCUCCUCAGCCUGCAGGAGUCCCCUGCUCGAAUUAAGCCUGUCAAUAAACCAGACUGACUUGCUAAAUGACCCACUACACGGCCUCUGACCUGGACCUGUGCUGAGCCUGGACCCAGACUCGGACCUGUGACCAAGCAGAGACAAGGACCUCAAGUCUAGGCAGUAGGCCGUUUUCGUGGGAUGUGACAGAGAUAUCCAAACAUAUCAAUCUUAAUGCCUAUCCCCCCAAAAACGGAAAACAAAACAAGAAUUUCUAGAUUUGUAAAGACGACACGUUUUUUCGUUUGGUUUACGGAGGUUAGAUAUGAGUUGUGAGCCUGGAGUGUUUUAGAGUAUUGCUAGCUUUGCCAGCGCUGCGCUUGCGUUUUGUGAACUCAGUGGCAUAGAGGAACUAUCGUGGACUGAUUCUGUUCUGUUCUAGACCCGUGUCUUAACCCCAAAACAGUUUGUAGCGCCCGCCCUGUAGACUGUGUGUGUCAUCUCUAGACCUUCUCUCGUGUGUCCACUCUUACGCUUCAGUUCAUCUCGUCUUUUUAGCAUUAUGGAUGUUUUCAUUACAGACUGUGAGAAGUGUCUUUAAAUGAGUAGAGCUGCAAAAUACAGAAAGAAUACAACUUUAUCUAACAUAUUGGAUACUUAACGGCUGUUUGCGUAAGAUUAGAUUCAGUGUUAGCAUCGUCUUUUUUGGUAUUGUUUGCUUUUUUUUGACCGUAUGAUCUCAAUCCGCGCGGCGCUAUGCCGUGUUUUAUUGCAACCUAUGGAUUGCCGAGGGUUGGAGAGAGCCAUGGAGCUAGCUCCACAGGAACUGCAUGUUCUCAAGGGAGAAGGAACUCACUACUGAGAAAGACUGACAAAAUAAAAGAGAGAGAGAGACAUUGUCCUCUCUCUCUCUCUCUGUCUCCCUUUUGCAACAUUCCUGAAGUGAACACCCAAACCGCAAAGACAGAAAGGAGGACUAUGGGAGUCUGGGCUGCCCCAGCCUCUCCUGGACACAUUAUGGAGCCUUAAGCUAUGAGCUACUGGAGGAGAGCCAUUGAGAAAGUGUUCCUGGACGGGCCUCCACUGGAGGCUCGGAGGACCAGGCCUCACACUGACUUCAUCCUGCUUUUCCUUUGCGCCAUUCUCUUCUGUUCGUUUUGGCCAUGAAAAUAGAGGUUAAUCACAAACAGGCUUUUUUUUCCUCUUUUUCUUUUUCUCUCUUUUUUUCCAAUCUAGGUCAUGUUGUUUUGAAAUCUGUUGGGCUGCCCAAAAGGAGAGACAAGGAGAGAGAGAGAAAAGAGAGAGAGUAAGAACUGAAUAUCUCUCCAUUCCAUUACCCAACCUCAGCAAGGAGUCUCUCCCCACCACUCCCCCCCCCUCUCUCUGCUAGUGCAUGCUGGGUAAUCCAUGGUUAUGGAGGAGAUGUGGAGGGGGGGCGUUCUGAGAGUUGAUUAGGAGGUGAUGAAAGACACUGGGGAGGGAGAGAGGAGGGAGGAGAGGGGGGUUUGAAGUAGAGGUGGAGGUGGCCCAUCCAACUCCCUUUUCAAUGGACUCUAUAGACUGUUUUCCAAGUGCCUUGGGGCUCUCUCUCUCCUUCUCUCUCUCCUCCUCUCUCACACUCUCUUGCCUGAUUUAGCUUUCCUUGGAAGCUGUGAUAGUAUUACCUCUUCAGCCGGGUAAGGGGGGGGCUGGAGGAACUCAACGACAUGGAGACCCCGGCACUGGCCAGAUAACUCAACUGAUGUUUGUAGACUUUGUACAGAAAUGUUCUUUUUUAAUGUUAUUAUUAUUAUUAUUUAAAUAAAGGAUGAAUAACAUGUG
Molecule: messenger RNA, 5696 nt
Organism: Osmerus eperlanus (European smelt)
Lineage: Eukaryota; Metazoa; Chordata; Actinopteri; Osmeriformes; Osmeridae
Gene: nrp2b
Product: neuropilin 2b
Exons: 21
Coding region: 770-3700 (976 amino acids)
Biological process (GO): angiogenesis; vascular endothelial growth factor signaling pathway; axon guidance
Cellular component (GO): plasma membrane; glutamatergic synapse; postsynaptic membrane
Molecular function (GO): vascular endothelial growth factor receptor activity; semaphorin receptor activity
Source: RefSeq, a predicted model, not a curated record